Molecule: messenger RNA, 2136 nt
Organism: Lutzomyia longipalpis
Lineage: Eukaryota; Metazoa; Arthropoda; Insecta; Diptera; Psychodidae
Exons: 3
Coding region: 173-1942 (589 amino acids)
Source: RefSeq, a predicted model, not a curated record
UUUCCAAUAGGCAGCUGUCAGAAUUAACCUCUUUUGUGACAACUAGCGCCAUCAUCGAUUUGCAACAAUUUCAUCGAUUUCUAACCUCAAAUAGUCAAAAUAACCGCGCGGGAAAAGUAGCCGGCGAAGAAAGGGAAAAUUUUGUCAUUUUCUCCGUGAAAUUGAAGUGAAAAUGCGUUAUCAAUUAAGGACCUGUCGCUUGAUUGACGUCAUCAAGGUGGAGGAAAAGCUCCUGGCUGUUCAAUAUGAAUUCACCCCACGACAUGGGGUGCAAAAGUGGGUGAUGGAUAGAGAUUGGAGGGAUAUUGAGCGUGUCCUGGGGACGUAUAUUGAGGAGGGGAAGUACAAAACAGUCCAGCAUAGCGAGAUCCUCCACGUAGAAGGAGAUAUUCAGCUGAAGGUGCGAACUGUUCAAUGUCCGGAAUAUUUGAGUAGGAUUUUUGAAGGGGAUGCCGGACCGUCCACCACAGUGGGUUCAACGCGUUGUCAGGGCUCCUACCACAGUACACAGCUUGAGGUGAUUGUCAAAUUUGGGGCGCUCAAGAAAGCCAGCGAGGAAGCUCAGGGGAAGACGAAGAAAGAGACAGAAGUUCCGGAGAAGAAGACUGAUGAGGAGAAAGAUGUGAAGACUGACAAGGAGCCCCCGAAGGAGCCGAAGAAUGAAGGUGAAUCAACAAUGGGGGAUGGUUGCUUCGUGGUUACUUCAUCCCUUUGUACGCCUACAAAGGAAGAAGAAGGAAAUCUCGCAGUUUGUAGGACAGGAGUUAUGGUGCGUAGGCGUCCUCAGACCCCAUGGCCACAUGCCACAAGUACACCAUUCCCAGCAGAUGAUCCAUACAAAUUCGACGAAGAAUUGCCCAGUGAAAUCAUUGAGCCAUCAUCCGUCACCAAGGCAACAAAGCGGAAGCGCCAGGAACAAGUAACACCAGAUCUUGUCCUGGAUUCAAGUGAUUCCGAAGCUGGGGAUCCUCUAGCUGGCACAGAGAAAAAACACACCAAUACAGUAAUCGACCUCUUGACACAAUCAACAACGGGGGAUCCCACGGAGGGACCUUCCGGAACUGUUGAGGUGUGCAAGAAGGCAAAAUGUGUCGAGGCUGAAUCCACGAGCACCGAAGCUCCACUCCCUAAUGGACGAUCCCUUCGUCCCAGGAGGAACAUCAAUCUCUUCACUCAAUGCUCUCCCGGAGAUCCCAUGGAGGGACCUUCCGGAGCCGCCACAGCACCCGAUACAAAGCCCCCUGUGACAACCCACAAUAAUUCAGACUCAGAUUUGGAGGAAGUUCCUCUGGUGCUGAAGCCAGGUGCUGGAGAACGAAAGCCCAACACAAGCUUGGAUAAUUGGGUAAUCCGUACGGAUGAGCAGCGUCGGCAAUUGACAAAAGCAGAGAGACUAAAGGAAUUGCAGAUUAUCUCUCCGCCACGAUCAACAAAGAAGCCACGGAAGAGGGUGGUGAGGAAGAAGAAAAAAGUGGUGGAGAAGGUGCCAAGGAGGUCAAAGAAAUUCCUACUGAAUCAAUUCAGCUCAGACAGUUCCGAUCAGGAAGAACUUCCACCACGAAAGACAUGUCAUCACUUAAGCUUUGAAGCUCUGGCGGAUUCAUUCAAACUGGUCGAAGAACCAAUGACGAAGGCUGUGGAGAUUUUCGAGAAGAAUCGUCGAAUGCCGGAAAUUCCUGACUUCCACUUUGCUCGAUACACGGACAUCAUCAACAGUAAGCAAGUGCAAUUCGCUAUGAACUUCCUCACAAAUAGAUAUGCUGAGAAUCUCGCAAAGGAGACAGUGGACUACGGCAAGCUAUCCCAGAUGGUGUUGCAGUACGUUCUUGCUGAGUGGAUUAUGCACGUCUUCAUGGCGGAGCACAACAUGACACGUGCAGAGGCAAUUGCUUAUCUCAUUGAGCGGGAGAAGAAGGAUAAGAAUAUGAAUACAGACUUUUAGAGAAAAAUAUCUUUCAUCUGAAAUUAAUUCUAAAAAAAAACCCACCUGAAGAGGCUGUUAAGCUAACUGAAAUAUGUAGCUGAAUUUUUAACAUGAAAUAAGGAUUCCUAUUCUUUCAUUAAUAUAACUAUGAGAAUUAUAAUGUUGAAUUCGUUGAAAUAAAUUCUUAAGAACUUUCUUAUUCAUAUUAAAAA